AAACGGGCACGUCAAGAGGGGGGAGGAGCCUUACCAUAGGGACUAUAAGAGGAGGGCGUUAAGCGUGGGAAAUGUCAGAGAAAGGGGAGGCUGCUACGGAGGAAACUGAGGCACAGAGAGGGCAGGUGGCUUCGCCCAAGUCACACGUCUCAAACGGUGGAGGCCCAGUCAGAGGAAGCCGCGUCCCUCGGGGCUGAGGCCCGGCCAGGGGCCGCAUCCAGGUCCUGACUCCCUUGGUUGCCCUAGCGCCCGCCGUCCAGCAGGGAGCGCGCGCUCAGGAGCCGCGGGGGCUUUUGGGGGGAGGGUUGGAACGAGCCGAGGCCUCCGCGACCGCCGCUCUAGCUCGCCGCUUCCGGUCAUAGAGCCUGGCCGGCCGUCCCUUCCGGGGAGGAGCCGGAUGUCCGGGAUCGGUUGCCAAGAUGGAGGACAGUGAGUACGAGUCGAUUCUCUGCGUCAAGCCGGAGGUGCACGUCUACCGCAUCCCUCCGCGGGCCACCAACCGCGGCUACAGGGCUGCAGACUGGCAGCUGGACCAGCCAUCAUGGAGUGGGCGGCUGCGGAUAACAGCAAAAGGGCAGAUGGCUUACAUCAAACUGGAGGACAGAACUUCAGGAGAGCUCUUCGCCCAGGCACCUGUGGAGCAGUUUCCCAGCAUUGCCGUGGAGAGCGUGACAGACUCGAGCAGAUAUUUUGUUGUCCGGAUUGAGGAUGGAAGUGGGCGGCGAGCAUUUAUUGGCGUUGGCUUUGCUGACCGCGGGGAUGCCUUUGAUUUCAAUGUAGCGCUGCAGGACCAUUUCAAGUGGGUGAAGCAGCAAUGUGAAUUUGCCAGACAAGCCCAGAACCCGACCUCUGGCCCCAGACUAGACCUGAGCUUCAAGGAGGGCCAGACCAUCAAGCUCAACAUUGCGAAUGUGAAGAAGAAGGAAGGAUCAGCAGGAAAUGCCAAGUCCCGGCCAUCUAACAGUGUAGGAAUGAGCCUCCUGCCGCCUCCUCCCCCAGGGGGUAGAGUUUCUGCUCAGCCCCCUCCCAGCAGAGAGCACUUCCCUGGAGGAGUGGCCCAGGCCCAGCCAGCAGCUGCUGUAAGUACAGAUGCCACUUCACCCUGGCCACAGCUCAACCCCACCACUGCUGCAACAGCCGAUGUCUGGGGCGACUUUGCCAAAGCCUCAGGGUCCACUUCAGGCCAGACUCAGCAGAGCUCAAACUGGGUCCAGUUCUAACCUGGACCCAGCUUUUGCUUUCCCAGUAUGUCUCCGGGGGAAGAAGCAUCUUUACUGUGGACCAAAGGGUGGAGGAUCCAGAUUUCCUCCACCUCUCCAUUUGGAACGUGCCUCCUUUGCGUCUUCCUCCUUUGCCUCCUUCCUCUGUCUCUGUGGCAUUGCUUGUCUGGGCGUUGUAGAAGACUUCAGGAUUCAGCACUGAAAACAGAGACCCCAGGGGCAGAGAGCCCCAGAGGAGAGGCCCAAGAAACUGAGGCCAUGUCCUCCUCUCUUCCUCCAGGGUCGGAUAGGGGCUGGGACUCUGGCUGCAGGCCUUUCUGGUGCAUAUCCAUUAUCUAAUGCAGACCCAAGAGAUAGGGGUCAGUUUGCUUCCCGGACUGAAGCCGCUAACCACAGUGUUUACAUGUUUAACGUGAGGGCUCAGUUGGCUCUGGGCUGGUUCCUCUGCCCCACCCCUUCUCCUUCCACCUUAGUUACUAAAGUCAGGUCUCAGUGUGCCCCAUGGGAAUGGAGGCACCCGUCCAGGUUUCCUAGUAGCCUAAAGGGUGAGAAGGCCCCUUGGGAGGAGAUCAGGAAAAACCCCAUUUGUAUUAAGCCUUUCUUUUCUAAUGUUUGCUUUGCCGAUCUGCAUAAUCCACACUAACCAUGGGGAACCAUCCCUUCCAGGACCUUGGGAGGGAUCCACCUCUGGCAGCUAUGGUGCCCACCUGCUCUUCAGACUCCCCCUCCUCAGGGGUUUCAGGGGCGCCCCAAGCUGCCAAGCAGAAGCUGGAGGUGUUGGGCGGGCAACUGGAAGCUGCUCUGGGAGAGUCAAGCCCAGCCUGUACUCACUCGGGAGGCCCUUUUCUCCAGGCCCUGCCAAGGAGACCCUGCUUGGGCUGGGCCUGUUCUGGGUGGUUUCUGAGUGCCUUGUUGUCUAAGGACAACCGCUUUCUUCUCCUUUUCUUCUAUGUGCACUGUGAAUGAAAGCUAGGAGCCUUGUGGAGGGAAUCGGGGCAGGUGUUACCUGCACUACUGUGUUGAAAGUAAUUGUAUCUCUGCAAGCCUCUGAAAUUCCUUUUCACAUCUUAUAUGUUGUCUUUCAUUGAAAAUGGUUCGGGUUUUUUGGAUUAGAUGUUUUGCUUGGAAGUCCUGAGUAAUGGAUAAAGACCAUGAGCAACUCUUUUUAUAGCGUUAGAGUGAAGAUUUUUUAGAUAAGAAAAGUGUUUGCCUUUACUAGUUUAUGUCAAGGAUGAGAAUGUUUUUGACCAUGUAUGUGCUUAAUGUGUGGUUCUUAAGUGCCUUCAGCUUCUUCUCUGUGCCUGCUCAGUAGAAGUUUGGUUUCUGAAGCAAAAUGUGGAAAUGUGUGUUGACUUGAAACCAGCAUAUUUUUUAAGUGCCUAGAGUAAGUCAGUCCCUGGUGGAACAAGCUGGAUGAGAAUAAAUGAUAUUUGGACGCA
Messenger RNA from Trichosurus vulpecula (common brushtail), 2659 nucleotides. It is a transcript of the gene NECAP2, whose product is annotated as NECAP endocytosis associated 2. Gene Ontology annotation, biological process: endocytosis. The coding region runs from base 420 to 1220 and encodes 266 amino acids. The record is from RefSeq and is a predicted model, not a curated record. The transcript is spliced from 8 exons. Gene Ontology annotation, cellular component: clathrin vesicle coat; membrane. NCBI's taxonomy places the organism in Eukaryota, Metazoa, Chordata, Mammalia, Diprotodontia, Phalangeridae.